Molecule: messenger RNA, 309 nt
Organism: Protopolystoma xenopodis
Lineage: Eukaryota; Metazoa; Platyhelminthes; Monogenea; Polystomatidea; Polystomatidae
Source: the annotation of a GenBank genome assembly
UUUGCUGGAUACAGUCUUCGUCGUGACGACGUCUCAUGCUUUCUAACAUGUCACGUCCGUGAAGAGACAGCAGCGGGCGAGGACAGCAUGUUUGUCCCAAUUGAGUGUGACUGGCCGAUGCUGAACUGUUCCGAACAAAGUGCGGACUCGGCUUGGGCCCACGGUUCUGUGACUCCAAUGCCUCGCUGCCGGCCGUCGUCUGUCCCGUCGUGGCGAACGUCGUCGAGGCCAGCCACUCAGAAGGCCAGCCGACGGCAGCUGAACCCUGCGGCGCAGGUGGUCAUGCUCCGCUUUCGUGAGUCCUCUUGA